CAACCUUCGACUUCCGCUUCCUGGCUACGUCAUGUUUGGCGGCAUUUUUAGUUGUGGAAGUCGUUAGCUAGCUAACUAUCGAGACCGUCUGUUGUUGUUAUUGUGUACUGUCAUUGCAGCAUUUUAGACAUGGAUGCAGACGAACUUAUGGAGAAUGCUCAGGCGUUAGCCAAGCAGAUGUCCGAGUACCAGGGGAAUCUGCCCCCGGAUACACCAGUCAGUCGGGAGCUCUCGGAGGCAGCGCGUGCUGAGCUUCUGGAUGAGUGCGAGGAGCAAUUUUCUCUGCUUCAGCAGCUUCAAAAUGAUCUAACUUUGGCAGAAGCCGAGUCACUUCAAAACCCAAACUAUCAGACUGUGAGUCGAGUUAACGCCCUUGAAGCAGAACUUAAGGAGUGGCAAGAAUUACAGCCAAAAUUGUUGUCUUCAAAUCCUGAAGUUUUGCUUGCUGUCGGAAAAGAGGAGUUAUCACGACUGAACAGACAACUGGAAAUGGUUCUGUCCUGCUCGCAAGCAAAAAGAGACAAACUCAAGGAGACUUUAAAAAGUGAGCAGGAGUGGGUGGGAGAGAAGAAGGAGGUGUUGCAGGCAGCCGCGGAGCGAGUUGCUGCCCUGCGAGACGAAGGCGAUCGCUUAUCUGAGAAGGGUGUUUUGCAGGACAUGAAGAAGAAAAUUCAGAGGGUGAAAGAUUACCAUGACAACCUAAUGGAAACCCUCAGUGACAUCCUGGCAGAACACUUUCCACUUCCUCAACAGGAAGGAAAUGCAAACAAGAAAGGGAAGAAUAUCCUCCCAGAACCAACAGCGGAUGUAAUUACACUGAGGGAAAUGCUUGAGCUUCUAAUGAACAAACUAGUGGAGACCCCGCACGAACCCUACAUAGAGAUCGAUGGGACCUUUUGGCCCCCGUACAUUGAGUUGCUGCUUCGGUAUGGAAUGGCAUUGAGACACCCUGAAGACUGCUCUAAAAUUAGACUAGAAGCUUUUUUUUAGUUGUUUGAAACUGUCUGUAUAUAGAAGACAUGCUGUGAGCUCUUGAAUACGAAUAUGAGUGUUUUCUCCAGCUAGCAUUUCAUAAUGAGUUUCAUGCAUGUCUUUGCCGAUUUGUAAAGGGGGGCUUUUGACAAUCCCAAGAGUGGCAUUACAUGGUUCUCGAGUGGUCUGGUUGCUGAAGUCACUGCAAGCAGCCUGUUAUAGUUGCAGGCUUCAGUCUGGGCUUUAGCUGACUGACCGUGUCCAGGAGUUUAGCUGAAAAACCACAAGCUAGAGUGUUAAGCUGUCCAGUGCUUGGUGGGGUUACCAGUGCAUUAGUCUAUGAUUACAUGCUCUAGGCACCCAGUGCAUAGCAGCUUUCAUCAGGGGGAGAUGUACCUCCAACAGCUGGUGCUCGUAUUGAAUAGAUAAAUAGUAAUAUUCAUAUAAUACUCAUUGCUUAUAAAAUAGAAUCCCCCUGCUGGUUGAUCGGGCCGCUGCAUGGUCACACGUUGGGCUGUGCAGGAAGCGUCUUCCGCCGACUCGUGUCUGAGAGCCUGAACCGUGAUGAUAAGUGGCCGGGAUUGUAUGCUUCAGACGAGAGCGCAUGAGUGCUGAUAUAUACGUUUACAAUUGGCCUUUUUAAAUUGUGAAGGAAAGAUGUGGGCUAUAUUGCGAGAAUUGGGGGAAGGGGUUUAUUAAUGAAGUACUAUCCCGACUCUUAUCUGUAUUUGAAAAUGCCACUCCGCAUGUUUACUGUUUAAUAUGCAUGUACAGUUUUUUGUUUAUAUAUGUAUAGCCGUGUGUGUAUAAUUACUUAAAAUAUACUUUAUAAAACAAUGCAUUUUUCAUUUGAGCGUGACUCAUUUCAGGAAAUGCCGGUUUUUUAAACCGUUAGCCACCCUUUAGAGGAUUGCUGGGUCAAUAAAACAAUAAAAUUGAUGUGUCAUUCUUACAA
Molecule: messenger RNA, 1927 nt
Organism: Conger conger (European conger)
Lineage: Eukaryota; Metazoa; Chordata; Actinopteri; Anguilliformes; Congridae
Gene: cenpk
Product: centromere protein K
Exons: 11
Coding region: 130-990 (286 amino acids)
Biological process (GO): kinetochore assembly; mitotic sister chromatid segregation
Cellular component (GO): nucleus
Source: RefSeq, a predicted model, not a curated record